ACGAAUGAAGCUAAUCCAUUGGACCUUGUUGUGGCAUGAAUCACGUUUAAGGGUAUCCUGAAGAGAUGCUUUCCAUGGAAUUCAAGAAUGAUGAUUUAUAUUCACGGACAAGAUUUGGUUUUGGGCGUCCAAUGGUUACAACAGCUAGGGAAAGUCACGCAGGAUUAUGCUAAUCUCACCUUGGCUUUCACUUGGGACGGCAAACAGCGUGUGGGCACCGUGGCCUACCACCUUGAGCUGCCUGCCGGGUCUCGGAUACACCCAUUAUUUCAUGUGUCCUUGCUUCGGCCAUUCCAUGGGAACCCCACUAAAGCCAACCCACUUCCCUUACCUGCAGAAUUGGUCGAAGGCAGAGCUCCCUCGCGCCCAGUACGUGUGCAUGGUUAUCGCACCACUUUAAUGGAUGGGCUGCCGGUGCGCCAAGCCUUGGUUGAAUGGACUGAUGGAGGCUUGGCUGAUGCUUCUUGGGAGCCAGUGGAGACCCUAGGUCGCAAGUACCCCGAUUUUCACCUUGAGGACAAGAAACUUGACAUGUGGCAAUUUAAGUAUUCUGAUUUCAUUACACGUAACGUUACACGCGUCCUCUUCUACGACAAAAUCGCAUCUUCCGAGAGUCCGAUUCUUUCCCCUCUCUAUGCGCUGAUUUCUUCAUCGGCCUAAUCUUCUUCACCAAAAAUCCGCUGAUUCUUCGCGAUAAUCUUCGCCAAAGGAAAAGAAAUCUGCAGCUACAACAAAGGAUAGUCAAAAUCCGCUGAUUCUUCGCGUCAAUUCUAUAAUCAGCUUUCAAAUGAGGCGAGCUCAGUUCCUUAGGUGCCGACCCCAAUUUCAACUGCACCAAAAGCUGUCCCUAACCCAGCACUAAGCUAUGUAACACUUGCAACAUUUAGCUGGGAUCAGGACAGUGACAAAGUGAAGGUGGUUAUCUUUUGUGUCUAGACAACACAUUCAUUUUGUUGGAUGGAUAGAACUUCAGGGAACAACAAAAGAUAUAUUUUUUUGUUUCAUGUUUUUUUGAUAUUUUCUGCAAGUGCUAUAAAAGAUAUAUUUAUCUCUCCUUGGAAGGAGUUGAUCACGAGAAAAUGGAGAUAGACUUCAAACAAAUGUUUGUUGAUGUUAAAUUCCAUGGCGUGCAUGGAAAGAACCACCGUUUCUCUUUACCAAAGUUGAACAAGGAGAUAGUUCCUGAAAAGUGUAAGGUAAUGGUGAAACCCACUAGGGUAGUACUCACCUUGCCAAAAGCAUCUCAAGGAAACUGGCUUAAUUUGCACUACAACCUGA
Molecule: messenger RNA, 1278 nt
Organism: Cuscuta campestris
Lineage: Eukaryota; Viridiplantae; Streptophyta; Magnoliopsida; Solanales; Convolvulaceae
Source: the annotation of a GenBank genome assembly